CUCCGCCCUCGGUGGUCGAGCGGCACGUGCGUGUCCCUCCCUCGGUUGCUCUGUGCCUCACCUCGUGGGGCCAUGGCCGGAGCCCCUACCUGCCCGCUGCCGCAGGAUGAUGACUAUCGAGCUUUAUCCUUGUCUGGUCAUGUUGGUUUUAGUACUUUACCAGAUCAACUGGUUAAAAAAUCCAUCAGUCGGGGCUUCUUCUUCAACAUCCUUUGUGUUGGGGAAACUGGAAGUGGGAAAUCAACCCUGAUAAACAGCUUAUUUAACACCAGUUUUGAUGACCCUGUGUCAACUCAUUUUCUGCCAAAAGUAGAACUUAGAGCCCAGACUUGUGAACUUCAGGAAAGUAAUAUUCUUUUGAAGCUGACCAUUGUAAAUACGGUGGGAUUUGGUGACCAAAUAAACAAAGAAGAUAGCUAUCAGCCAAUAGUGGAUUAUAUAGAUGCAGAAUUUGAAGCCUAUCUCCAGGAAGAACUGAAAAUUAAACGUUCUUUAUUUAACUACCAUGAUUCUCGCAUCCAUGUUUGCCUCUAUUUCAUUUCACCUACAGGCCAUUCCCUGAAACCCUUAGAUUUAUUAACCAUGAGAAGCCUAGACAGCAAGGUGAACAUUAUACCAAUUAUAUGCAAAGCAGACAGCAUUACUAAAAGCGAACUACAGAAUUUCAAGAACAAAAUCAUGUCUGAAUUAGUUAUUAAUCGCAUCCAGAUAUACCAGUUUCCAACUGAUGAUGAAGCCAUUUCUGAACUGAAUGCCAUCAUGAAUGGGCACAUGCCAUUUGCGGUAGUAGGAAGUGACGAAAAGGUGCAAAUUGGAAACAAAAUGGUGAGAGUUCGUCAGUACCCUUGGGGCACUGUACAAGUAGAAAAUGAGAGCCACUGUGACUUUGUAAAGCUUCGUGAGAUGCUUAUUUGCACAAAUAUGGAAGAUUUAAGAGAGCAGACUCAUGCACAACAUUAUGAGUUGUACAGACGGUGCAGACUGGAAGAGAUGGGCUUCAGAGAUGUGGGUCCAGGGAACGAACCAGUCAGUCCACAGGAAGUCUAUGAAGUAGAGUGGUCUGAGUUCUACCUUGAACUGCAAAGAGAAGAGAAGGAGCUAAGACAACAGUAUGUGCGGAGAAAGAAGGAGAAAGUAGCAAUGUUUAAAGAAGAAGAGCGACAGCAACUGGCUAAACAUGAACAUCAAAUGCAAAUUCUUGAAGAAAUGCGUCUGAAAUUAGAGAAAGAGAAAAAAGUUCUAGAAGGCGAAAGAGCUGCAUUUCUUGAGAAGAAAGCUAACGCUGAGUUACUCCAGUCAGAAGCAUCUGUCUCUACCCUUGCUGUUAGUUUGAACGAAGGCAAGGACCGCAAAAAGAACCAAGGUUUUCGACUUGAAUUGCUGUGCUUUGAUAUCAGAGAUGAAGAAACUGUGACUGUUCACGAACAGAGCAAGAGGGAGAGGGAGAAGUUAGAGGGGAGAGAAAUUCACCCAGGGGAUUCCAGAAAUGACAAAUUUGAUUGCAGCACUGAGGUUUUGACUGUAGGAUAUGUUAUUUUUAUGAAGCGGUCCAACUGCCGCUACCCCAUAAUAUUGUGUGUGUCUUCCUAGGACAGAGUUUUGAGAAAGAUUGAUGAAAUUGGCUGUAAAAUUACACUGAGUGCAGAAUAUGACCUGAUAAGCAUUUCACUUCCUUUAUUUCCUCACUCCCAAACAGAAACCUCAAGUAAAUUGUGAAAUAUCAGAAAUGUGUUCAAAAUAAGUUUCCCCAAUAACAUGCCCAAUUUUUUAAUAUAUAAACAUUGAAUGAAAUAUUCAUAUACUAAAUUGUUUUUCUACUCCAAACCCAGAAGCCACUUGAUGAAUUUUUUUUCCGAUAAACUACAACUUUACUGCAGAUAACAUUUUGUUGAUUAAUAUCUUACUGCAGUUGAAAGCAGAUUUUUUUGGUACAGAAAUUAUCCAUAACUGCUACACUAUGAAAAACUUUAGAAGUUAGAUGGGUGCUCAUUUUUGGGUAUAUGCUAGCAGCCUGCUUGUGAUUUUGCCAAAAUUUAUUGCAUUUCAAGUAAUAUUACUGAGUUCCUUUUCCUAAACUCUUUUUCCUGGUUUUACAUAUGAAAGUGGAAUUGUUGGUAGUAGAAGUCAUUAUCUGCACUAUUAUGAGUAACUCUCAACUACAGAAAAUAUUUAGAUUUGGUUUUUUCUGUUUUAUUUUUUUCAGAGUAUGUUAC
Molecule: messenger RNA, 2213 nt
Organism: Pezoporus occidentalis (night parrot)
Lineage: Eukaryota; Metazoa; Chordata; Aves; Psittaciformes; Psittacidae
Gene: SEPTIN10
Product: septin 10
Biological process (GO): intracellular protein localization; cytoskeleton-dependent cytokinesis
Cellular component (GO): septin complex; microtubule cytoskeleton; septin ring
Molecular function (GO): GTPase activity; GTP binding; molecular adaptor activity
Source: RefSeq, a predicted model, not a curated record